Suncus etruscus (white-toothed pygmy shrew) is the source of this 1404-nucleotide messenger RNA. It is a transcript of the gene KCNK9, whose product is annotated as potassium two pore domain channel subfamily K member 9. Gene Ontology annotation, biological process: stabilization of membrane potential; potassium ion transmembrane transport. Lineage: Eukaryota; Metazoa; Chordata; Mammalia; Eulipotyphla; Soricidae. Gene Ontology annotation, molecular function: potassium ion leak channel activity. Gene Ontology annotation, cellular component: membrane. The transcript is spliced from 2 exons. Bases 1 to 1125 code for a protein of 374 amino acids. The record is from RefSeq and is a predicted model, not a curated record.
AUGAAGAGGCAGAACGUGCGGACCCUGUCCCUCAUCGUCUGCACCUUCACCUACCUGCUGGUGGGCGCCGCCGUGUUCGACGCGCUCGAGUCGGACCACGAGAUGCGCGAGGAGGAGAAGCUGCGGGCCGAGGAGCGGAGGCUGCGGGGCAAGUACAACAUCAGCCGCCAGGACUACCGGCAGCUGGAGCUCGUCAUCCUGCAGUCCGAGCCGCACCGCGCCGGCGUGCAGUGGAGGUUCGCCGGCUCCUUCUACUUCGCCAUCACCGUCAUCACCACCAUCGGCUACGGGCACGCAGCUCCGGGCACGGACGCGGGCAAGGCCUUCUGCAUGUUCUACGCGGUGCUGGGCAUCCCGCUGACGCUGGUGAUGUUCCAGAGCCUGGGCGAACGCAUGAACACCUUCGUGCGCUACCUGCUGAAGCGCAUCAAGAAGUGCUGCGGCCUGCGCGACACGGACGUGUCCAUGGAGAACAUGGUGACCGUGGGCUUCUUCUCCUGCAUGGGCACGCUGUGCCUGGGCGCUGCCGCCUUCUCACAGUGCGAGGAGUGGAGCUUCUUCCACGCCUACUACUACUGCUUCAUCACGCUGACCACCAUCGGCUUCGGGGACUACGUGGCCCUGCAGACCAAGGGCGCACUGCAGAAGAAGCCGCUCUACGUGGCCUUCAGCUUCAUGUACAUCCUGGUGGGCCUCACGGUCAUCGGCGCCUUCCUCAACCUGGUGGUCCUGCGCUUCCUGACCAUGAACAGCGAGGACGAGCGGCGGGACGCCGAGGAGCGGGCGUCGCUGGCCGGCAACCGGGCCAGCGUGGUCCUGCACCUGGCCGACGAGGCGCGGCGGGGCCGGGCCCGGUACCGGGCCGAUGCCAGUGACUUGCAGUCGGUGUGCUCCUGCAUGAGCUACCGGCCGGCCGAGCUGGGGGGCCGCCCGGCCCUGCACCCCAACUCCUUCGGCGCCAAGCUGGCCCCCCACUACUUCCACUCCGUCUCCUACAAGAUCGAGGAGAUCUCGCCCAGCACACUGAAGAACAGCCUGUUCCCGUCCCCUCUCAGCUCCAUCUCCCCGGGGUUACAUAGCUUUACUGACAGCCACAGGCUCAUGCGGAGACGCAAGUCGGUCUAGGCCGGGGGGUGGGGGGUGGGAGGAAGGGGACGUGGCGGUGGACACUCGGUGGGGGCUCCAGAACCUUCUACAGCUGCGGCAUCCCCCUCCCCCUGCCCCUCGCCCAGCACCUUGGCCUCGAGGUGGAGGAGGGUUCCGGGCCUUUAUGGCGGGACCGUGUCCUCCUGAUCAGCCUCCUCCUGCUCUCGGUCUUGGUUCUGUUUCUUUCCAACUUUCCCCCGAUCUGCCCAGACUCAUCCUGUCCCAUCCAAACUGGUCUCUGAGCAUGAAGCAUGGAUC